Molecule: messenger RNA, 2380 nt
Organism: Boeremia exigua
Lineage: Eukaryota; Fungi; Ascomycota; Dothideomycetes; Pleosporales; Didymellaceae
Product: palmitoyltransferase-like protein akr1
Exons: 5
Coding region: 183-2330 (715 amino acids)
Biological process (GO): protein palmitoylation
Cellular component (GO): Golgi membrane
Molecular function (GO): protein binding; palmitoyltransferase activity
Source: RefSeq, a predicted model, not a curated record
CGUGCAUGCCGACGUGUGAGCUCUGCGCAGGCGGCGAGGCGUUUCUGACCGGACCUGCAAGCGACCGGCUCGUCAUGUGCACAGCGCAGUAGAGGGCUCCUCCGAACCACCCACCUGGCACCACCCUCGAGCGCAGACGCCCGCCGUUGCGAGCGCCCUCACCGACCACGCGGACGCCCGACAUGGCCGCCGCAAGCACCGCCGGCACCAGCGGGCAGCAUGAGCUCGACGACAUGGCCGACAAGAAGCCCAGCCUCCCCGUCGAGGAGGACAUUAUGCAGCUGGCGCGCCUGGGCGAGAUUGCCGCCAUCCAGAAGCUGUUCGACGGCGGCAAGUUCGAUGCGACGUACACGGACGAGCAGGGCAUCACGCCGCUGCAUUGGGCCGCCAUCAACAACCACUACGCGCUCUGCCACUUCCUGAUCCAGUCCGGCGCGCCCAUCAACGCCAAAGGCGGCGAUGCCGUCGCAACGCCCGUCCUCUGGGCCGCCAAGCGCUGCAACUACUACGUCGUCAACCUGCUGCUCGAGCACGGCGCCGACCCGCUCCUCACCGACGACCAGGGCUUCAACCUGCUCCACUCGGCCACCCUCGACGGCAAUGUCUACCAGAUCGCCCUCCUGCUGCACCAGGACAUCCCCGUCGACAUCCCCGACCCGCAGUCCCACACGCCGCUCAUGUGGGCCGCCUACAAGGGCUAUCCCUCUUGUGUCGACCUGUUCCUGCGCUGGGGCGCGAACGUGUAUGCCGCAGACGACCAAGGCUUCACCGCGCUGCACUGGGCGCUGGUCAAGGGCAGCCAGGGGAGCAUACAGAAGCUGCUGGAGUAUGGCGCAGACCGCUUUGCGAAGAACAACGACGGCAAGACGCCCGCAGUGACGGCCGAGGAGAUGAACACAUCCAGACAGUGGCGCAGGGCGUUGAGCGAGGCUGGCUACAAGCCAGACGGCAGUCCAAAGGAGUUUCCAAUUCCCGGAGUCAAGGACACGAGGUGGUUUCUGUCGAGGUUCAUAUUCUUCUGGCCGUUUGCCAUACUACUCCUAGGCCUGUGGCUCGUUAGCUACUAUCCUGUGUUUGUUGGUGUGCCUUUGGCGCUGAUAUCGAGCUAUGUCAUGCAGAUGGCCGCACAGAAGCUGCUGCAGUGGGGGCCCUCGAACAUGCGCAACAUACAUCACAGCCCCUUCUUAGCCGGCAUCUUUGCAGGCACUCUGUUCUGGGUCGGUGUGCGAUACAUCACUACGGUUCUGCCAGGAACAAUACGAAGCUCAUUUUUCACCAACGUUGGUUUUGCAGCAUGUUACGGACUUACGGCCUACUUCUACUUUUUCACCAUGUCUUCCGACCCAGGCUACGUGCCCAAGUCGGCGAGCAGGAGUGCUUCCAAGGCAAUCAUUGACGAGCUGAUGGAGCUGCGACAAUUCGAUGAGCAUCACUUUUGUGUAAGCUGUCUGGUCAGGAAACCCCUGCGCAGCAAGCACUGCAAGCGAUGCGAGCGUUGUGUUGCGAAGAGUGACCACCACUGCCCUUGGGUCAACAACUGCGUUGCCAACAACAAUCACCGCCACUUUGUCUUUUACGUCCUGUUUAUGGAACUCGGCAUCCUGGCCUGGCUUCGCUUGGCCUGGAGCUAUCUGGACCACCUUCCCAAACCCAAAAACGACGACUGCAACGUCCUCUCUGACGACCUCUGUGAGCUACUCAACAAAGACCCCUUCACCAUCAUUCUUUCUAUCUGGGCAGCGUUUCAACUCACGUGGGUCAGCAUGCUUCUCUGCGUGCAGCUUCUGCAAAUUGCCCGUAAUCUCACUACCUACGAGUCGAUGCGCGGACACCUCAACUCUCACACUGCCGCCGACGCCGUCACCUCGUUUGUUACGACAGGCGAUACCUCCCAAGACGUCGCUGGAGGGGCAGCAGGCCCAGGUGCAGCAGGCAGUGCACCCACCAACGGGUUUGGGUCUGGCCAAGACACUGGCGAUGCGCCCAAACGCGCGCAGGCACAGCACUCGCUAUGGGAUCAGUGGAAGCGACUACUCGGGUUGGACACAUUUGUGGCUAUCGCGUUCCACGGCUCCAACGCCGGCCAAGCGCGCACUCGGCGGCAGCGGCGUGGCAAUCCUUUCUCACAAGGCAUUGUCACGAACUGCAAAGACUUUUGGUGUGAUGGGGCGCCGGUGUUUGCAAAGAAGGAAGGCGGGUUUGCGAAGCUUGGCGGCGAGAGGGUUGACUACACACGGCUGUAUGACGUGGAGGACAUCCCGAAGAUGAGGUACGCGAGAGGCGGGGGAGGGGAGAGGUACGAAAGCGUCGGGACGGAGGAGGAAGUGUAAUGUAUAACGAGAAAGCAGCUGCAUUGCCAUGCACGCACAGAAGAUGGAAU